CUGUUUCCUGCCGCUCGAUCCCUUUGUCCGCUCCGAGACUCAAAGUGCGCAAAGAGGAGGAAGAUGUCCGACGUGCAGCUGCUGCGGGUGUCGGUACAUGAGCGGAUCAGCGCCGCCGCCGAAGACUUUCUGCUGCAGCUGGAGAAAGGAGGAGAAACGGCUCGAGUCCCGGCGCUGAGAGCGAUGCUAACCGAGCGGCUAACGGCUGCGGGGGAGGAGAUCCUGGCGGUGUUAGAAGACAAAAUGGAGCGGUCCGAGCGCCAGAGGAGGCUGCUGGAGGCCGUGAUGAAGCCCGAACUCCGGCUGCACCGAGUUGACGUACAGCAGCUGAUGGUGAAUAAAGAACAGGUUCCCCCUGUGCAGCAGCAGUGGAGCCCCCUUGUGGACCAGGAGGACCCGGAGCCCCCCUAUAUUAAAGAGGAACUGGAGGAACCGUGGACCAAUCAGGAGGGAGAGCAGCUUCAACAACUUGAGCAGGCCGAUAUCAAGUUUCCAUGGACUGCUGUCACUAUGAAGAGUGAAGAAGAUGAAGAGAAACCUGAGUUGUCCCAGCUUCAUCAGAGUCAGACUGAGGAGAACAGAGCGGACUGUGGAGAACAAGAACCAGCCAGGAACUCAGGUCCUGAUGGACAUUUACAACAAGGUACUGAGGACAAGACUGAAGACUCUUCUGAGACUGUAGACAGAGAAGAUGAUUGGAUGCAGACCAGGGAACCUCAGUCUGGUUUAAAUUCAAAAAAUAACAAAAAGCCUCUAAGUGAUAUGAAAUGUAAAAGUCGUAGGAAAACAUUUGAUUGUUCUGAGUGUGGUAAAAGAUUUCGUCAUAAGAGCAGUCUAAUUUUACACAUUAAGUUUCAUACAGGAGAGAGACCGUUAAGGUGCUCAGAGUGUGGUCAAAUAUUUAAAUACAAUUAUUAUCUAACUGUGCAUAUGAUGACUCAUACAGGAGAGAGACCGUAUAGUUGCUCCGAGUGUGGUAAAGGAUUCAAAUGUAAAGGCGAGCUAAAUGGACAUGUGAAGACUCAUAUAGGAGAGAAACUGCUAAGUUGCUCCGAGUGUGGAGAAAGAUUCAGACGAAAGAUCUAUCUAACUGCACAUAUGGAGACGCAUAAAGAAGAGAAACUGUUUAGUUGCUCCGAGUGUGGAAGAAGGUUCAAACUAAAGGGCAAGUUAGCUGGACAUAUGAAGACUCAUAGAGGAGAGAAACUGCUAUGUUGCUCCGAGUGUGGAGAAAGAUUCAGACAAAAUAUCCAUCUAACUGCACAUAUGAAGACUCAUACAGAAGAGAAACUGUUUAGUUGCCCCAAGUGUGGAGAAAUAUUCAGACGAAACAUCCAUCUAACUGCACAUAUGAUGAUUCAUUCAGGAGAGAAACCCUAUAGUUGCUCCAAGUGUCGUAAAAGAUUCAAACAAAAGGACGAGCUAACUGGACAUAUGGAGACUCAUACAGAAGAGAAACUGUAUAGUUGCCCCAUUGUGGACCAGGAGGACCAAGAGCCCCCCCAUAUUAAAGAGCAACAGGAGGAACCGUGGACCAAUCAGGAAGGAGAGCAGCUUCAAGAAGUUGAGCAGGCUGAUAUCAAGUUCCCAUGGACUGCUGUCACUAUGAAGAGUGAAGAAGAUGAAGAGAAACCUGAGUUAUCACAGCUUUAUCAGAGUCAGACUGAGGAGAACAGAGCGGACUGUGGAGAACAAGAAGCAGCCAGGAACUCAGGUCCUGAUGGACAUUUACAACAAGGUACUGAGGACAAGGCUGAAGACUCUUCUGAGACUGAAGAUGAUUGGUUUCUGACAUGGGAACCUCAGUCUGGUUUAAAUUCAAAAAAUAACAAAAAGCCUCAAAGUGAUCUGAAAACAUUUGAUUGUUCUGAGUGUGGUAGAAGAUUUCUUCUUAAGAGCAGUCUAACUGGACAUAUGGAGACUCAUACAGAAGAGAAACUGUAUAGUUGCCCCAUUGUGGACCAGGAGGACCAAGAGCCCCCCCAUAUUAAAGAGCAACAGGAGGAACAGUGGACCAAUCAGGAAGGAGAGCAGCUUCAAGAAGUUGAGCAGGCUGAUAUCAAGUUCCCAUGGACUGCUGUCACUAUGGAGAGUGAAGAAGAUGAAGAGAAACCUGAGUUGUCACAUAUUCAUCAGAGUGAGACUGAGGAGAACAGAGCAGACCGUGGAGAACAAGAACCAGCCAGGAACUCAGGUCCUUAUGGACAUUUACAACAAGGUACUGAGGACAAGGCUGAAGACUCUUCUGAGACUGAAGAUGAUUGGUUUCUGCCAUGGGAACCUCAGUCUGGUUUAAAUUCAAAAAAUAACAAAAAGCCUCAAAGUAAUCUGAAAACAUUUGAUUGUUCUGAGUGUGGUAGAAGAUUUCUUCAUAAGAGCAGUCUAACUGGACAUAUGGAGACUCAUACAGAAGAGAAACUGUAUAGUUGCCCCAUUGUGGACCAGGAGGACCAAGAGCCCCCCCAUAUUAAAGAGCAACAGGAGGAACCGUGGACCAAUCAGGAGGGAGAGCAGCUUCAACAACUUGAGCAGGCCGAUAUCAAGUUCCCAUGGACUGCUGUCACUAUGAAGAGUGAAGAAGAUGAAGAGAAACCUGAGUUGUCACAGCCUCAUCAGAGUCAGACUGAGGAGAACAGAGCGGACCGUGGAGAACAAGAACCAGCCAGGAACUCAGGUCCUUAUGGACAUUUACAACAAGGUACUGAGGACAAGGCUGAAGACUCUUCUGAGACUGAAGAUGAUUGGUUUCUGACAUGGGAACCUCAGUCUGGUUUAAAUUCAAAAAAUAACAAAAAGCCUCAAAGUAAUCUGAAAACAUUUGAUUGUUCUGAGUGUGGUAGAAGAUUUCUUCAUAAGAGCAGUCUAACUGGACAUAUGGAGACUCAUAAAGAAGAGAAACUGUAUAGUUGCUCCAAGUGUGGUAAAAGAUUCAAACAAAAGGACUUGCUAACUGGACAUAUGAAGACUCAUAGAGAAGCGAAAUUGUUUAGUUGCCCUGAGUGUGGAAGCAGAUUCCUACAAAAGCGCCUUCUAACUGUACACAUGAGGGAUCAUACAGAAGAGAAACCAUUUAUUGAUAAAAGAUUUAGACGAAUGGCUGAUGCAUCUUCACAUUAUUAAUUACGGAGAGAAUUUCUUUGUCCCUAGAAAAAUAACUCAUUGAAUAAAAUGGAAGAUAUCGUUGAUAUUUCCUGUUUCUAAUGAUUUGAUUUAUGCCAUAUAUAUUUCAUAGCCAUAUUUACUUAUGUAUUUUUCAUAAUGUCCUGCAUAUCUUGUAAAAAAAUCUGCUUCAAAUUAACAGCUGAAUAUAUGUCAGAGAAGUCAUACAGGAGAGAAACUAUUAAAUUUCUCCUAGGGUUUUAAAAGAUUUAAAUUAAUUAGCAGUCUAACUGUGUAUACAAUUAGUCAUACAGCAGAUCAUUAUUUUACUUGCUCUCAGUGUGGAAAAAGAUUUCACUGUAGGUACAAGUAGCUCUGGGUUGAUCCUUUUUCUUUGUUCUUAAUCCAUGGUGGUGAGGUUGGAAUCUGACCGAUUGAUUCUGUGGUAGGUGUAUGAGUUUGUAUAUAUGUAUAAAUACACAUUUAUAGACACAUUUUUAUUAUAUAACUUGUAUAUAUUAUCACAUCUAUUUUUUGUACAGGUAAACAAUAUAUCCAUAAAUUUAUAGGAAGCUUGUUCAGUAAGAUAAUUUUUAAUUAAUGACUUAUGGUGAAGGGGUGAGAUUAAAUAAGUUUGUGCUCUUCACUCAUUUUCGAAUAUGUAGAUUAUAUCAUGAACUCUGCUCACCACUAAUUGUAAAUAUAUAUUUUUUCAGUUUAUAUUUGUUAACAUGUUGGUAUACUUUUUAUUGUUUUAUUUACAUGUUCAAAGUAAAUAAAAAUGAAUGAAAAAAAACACUGUUACGUAUGACUGCCAAAAGAAAUACAAUAACUAUAUGAAAUGACAAGGGGAACGCGUCCUGCCGGUCUCUUGUGCUUUCAGAAACAGAUCAUAUAUAUACUAAAUCAGUGUAGUUUAUAGUGAAGCCAUUCACAUCAGUUACAUCAAGAAAAGUCUUAGAAAAAGAGCAAAAACACGGGUAACAUCUGUAAAUGAGAUUUAAAUGUGACCAGCAUUGAGACGGAGAACAGCCGUGAUGAAUUCACUGAAUAAAAUAUGAGAAACCCAA
Molecule: messenger RNA, 4169 nt
Organism: Pleuronectes platessa (European plaice)
Lineage: Eukaryota; Metazoa; Chordata; Actinopteri; Pleuronectiformes; Pleuronectidae
Product: zinc finger protein 184
Exons: 2
Coding region: 64-3120 (1018 amino acids)
Source: RefSeq, a predicted model, not a curated record